Molecule: messenger RNA, 2301 nt
Organism: Fukomys damarensis (Damara mole-rat)
Lineage: Eukaryota; Metazoa; Chordata; Mammalia; Rodentia; Bathyergidae
Product: vomeronasal type-2 receptor 116
Exons: 5
Coding region: 16-2301 (761 amino acids)
Biological process (GO): G protein-coupled receptor signaling pathway
Cellular component (GO): membrane
Molecular function (GO): G protein-coupled receptor activity
Source: RefSeq, a predicted model, not a curated record
CAUCUGUUACCUAACAUGUCUCUGGGAUUUGAUCUCCAUAAUAUCUACCAUGAUAUUACAUCACUGAAAAGUUUUCUCAUUUGGCUCUCAGGCCUGGAUGAGAAAAUCCCUAAUUACACUUGUGGAGGAGACAGCAAGUCUGUGGCAGUACUUACAGGAACAUUUCCAUCAGCAUCUGUCCCAAUAAGCACAUUGUUGGAACUCUACAGAUUUCCUCAGCUUUCAUUUGGGGUUUUUGAUCCUAUGCUCAGUGACGAUGGCCAGUUUUCUUCUCUCUAUCAGAUGGCCCCCAAGGAUACAUCACUGCCCCUGGCAAUGGUCUCCUUGCUGAUUCAUUUCAACUGGAACUGGGUGGGGAUAGUCACCUCUGAAGACGAGAGAGGUGUUCAGUUUCUCUCCGGUUUGAGCGAGGAGAUGGAAAGGAACAAUAUCUGUGUAGAAUUUGUGCAUAUGAUUCCUACUGAUGUAAGUGUAUCCACAAAUAGCUAUCACAGAUAUAAUAAACAGAUUGUGACAUCAUCAUCAAAUGUCGUUAUCGUGUUUGGAGGUAUCAACACUUCUGUAAGUAGGAUUUUUAGAAGAUGGGAGUACUUCAACACAAGGAUAGUCUGGGUCACCACCUCGCAAUGGGAUGUUGCCGCUGGCGAGAGACACUUUCUCCUCGACCCAUUUCAAGGUACUCUCAUUUUCUCACACCACCAUGGAGAGAUUCCUGGUUUCAAGCAUUUUAUGCAGACGGUGAAUCCUUCAAAAUACCCAGAAGACAUUUCCCUCGCGAGGCUGUGGUGGAUGCAUUUUAACUGCUCGGUCUCGGAGUCCACUUGUCAGUCUCUGGAGAACUGUUCAUCCUAUGGCUCCUUGGAGUGGUUGCCUUGGCACAGCCGUGACAUGGCCAUGAGUGAGGGGAGUUAUAAUAUAUACAAUGGGGUUCAUGCUGUGGCCCGCACUCUCCACGAGCUACUUCUUCAACGAGUAGAUACGCAACCAAUAAAGCACGAAAACGGAAUGGGAUUUUUUCCCUGGCAGCUGAACUUCUUCCUGAGGAGCUUGCAAUUUAAAAAUUGCAUCGGAGACACUGUGGAUAUGAAUCAGAAAAGAAAAUUAAAUGCAGAGUAUGAUAUUCUUAAUUUUUGGAAUUUUCCUGAAGGACUUGGACUUAAGGUAAAAGUGGGAAAAUUUUCCUCAUAUUUUCCACAUGGCCAGCAACUGACUCUGUCAGAAGAAAUGAUAGAGUGGGUCACAGGACUUACAAAGAUCCCCCAGUCUGUCUGCAGUUCCAGUUGCGGUCCUGGAUUCAGGAAGUCCCAUCAGGAGGGAAAGCCUAUCUGUUGCUUUGAUUGCAUCCGCUGCCCAGAGAAUGAGAUUUCCAAUGAGACCAAUAUGGAUCAGUGUCUGAGAUGUGCAGACCAUCAGUAUCCCAACAGGCAACAAACACUCUGUCUUCCAAAAGGUGUGACCUUUGUGGCUUCUGGAGACCCCUUGGGGAUGGCACUCACCUACGCGGCUGUGAGCUUCUCCAUUCUCACUGCCAUUAUUCUUGGGCUCUUCGUGAAGCACCGAGACACUGCCAUUGUCAAGGCCAACAACAGGGCUCUCAGCUACACCCUGCUCAUCUCCCUCACCUUCUGUUUCCUCUGCUCCUUGCUCUUCAUCGGCCGGCCCAACGCAGCCACCUGCAUCCUCAGGCAGACCACAUUUGGAGUUGUGUUCACUGUGGCUGUUUCCACCGUCCUGGCCAAAACGAUCACUGUGGUGCUGGCCUUUAAGGUCACUGCUCCAGGCAGGAGGAUGAGGCAGUGGCUGGUGUCCGGGGCACCUAACUCCAUCAUUCCCAUCUGCUCCCUGAUCCAACUCACUCUCUGUGGAGUCUGGAUGGGGACGAAUCCACCCUUUGUAGACACAGAUGCACACUCGGAACAUGGCCACAUCAUCAUCGUGUGCAACAAGGGCUCCCUUGCCGCCUUCUACUGUGUCCUGGGAUACCUGGGCUCCCUGGCCCUGCUGAGCUUCACCGUGGCUUUCCUGGCCAGGAACCUGCCCGACACCUUCAAUGAAGCCAAGUUCCUGACCUUCAGCAUGCUGGUGUUCUGCAGUGUGUGGGUCACCUUCCUCCCCGUGUACCACAGCACCAAGGGGAAGGUCAUGGUGGCCGUGGAGGUCUUCUCCAUCUUGGCCUCCAGUGCGGGGCUUCUGGGCUGCAUAUUUUUCCCCAAGUGCUAUUUUAUUUUGUUACGGCCAGAAAUGAACUGUUUACAUCAAUUUGGAAACAGAAUUCAUUCUAAAAAUAAUAAUUCUUGUUAA